Chondrus crispus (carragheen) is the source of this 537-nucleotide messenger RNA. RefSeq lists its product as hypothetical. The record is from RefSeq and is a predicted model, not a curated record. The transcript has a single exon. Bases 1 to 537 code for a protein of 178 amino acids. Lineage: Eukaryota; Rhodophyta; Florideophyceae; Gigartinales; Gigartinaceae.
AUGCGCAAUUUGAUCACGGAGAUUGCGCGGCUGCGUGCGCAGGCAGCGUUCAUCGCAUAUACAAGUAACCGUACGCCGCUCGCUCAGAAAUGGGGGUCAACCGCUUCUCAAUGUCGGCCUUCAUUCCCACCACGCCUCUGCUGCGGGCGCGCCCCGGCGCGGCGCGGCUUGGCUCAGCGCGCAUGUCGUCUGCGGCGUCGGAGGACGCGUGCCCCGGCUGCGGGCGCGCGGACGGCGUGUCCGCCGGGUGCAACGGCGAGGGGCGCGUCGCCGGCGGGCUCGGCGCCGUGCUCACGUGGUGGCCUAUCAAGGCGUACCGGCCGUGCCCCGAGUUUAUCAAGGCGAAGAAGACGUACCGGCGCGCGGGUCAGUCGCUCGAGGAAAUCGCGUUCGGCAGGAAGGGACAGGGCGAUGACCUCUCCAUUCAGGACCGCCUCGGCGGGAAAUGAGCUGGCAGUGGCUGCGGAAGCUGGUGGCGGCUGCGGAAGUACACGCGGCUGCGGAAGCGGCCCGCGGGAGGCGACGUUACGUGGAUGA